AUGGCGUCACGCAGCAAAAAGCGUUACCUUCACGAGGGCUGGAUUAGCAAGUGGACCAAUUUCAUCGGAAGCUGGCGCCCAAGAUAUUUCAUGCUAGAGCCCGGAUGCCUCAAGUAUUCGCUAGAGAAGGAUGGACUCGUCAAGGAAUCGUUCAUUUUAUCCCAAUGCACCAUGCGCCUCUGUGCCGACGAUCCGGUGCGUCUCGACAUAGACGUCGUGGGCCGGGGAGUGGUUUGCCUGCGCACCGACACACCGGCGGAAAAACAAAAGUGGUUUGUAGCCUUCAAGAAGGCCCAAAAAAUCCUGUUCCAAACCUACCAGAAAAAAGUCCUCACUCCCUCCGGCGUGUACAGCAUCGAAGGGCGGCCGGGAACGUACGGCAGUUCUGACGCAGCCGCCGACCAGGAGGAAAGCACAAUCCUCGAGAGCCCGCAGCGUUAUACCAGCGCCGAAUCGCCGGGGACGGUUGCCCGCAAGGCGUCCGAGGAGCAGUGCGUCAUAUCCCUCGAGGGGGACGACCUGGCGGAGGACGGCGGCCGCAAGUCCGUUGAUGUAUCGGAGCUGUUUGUAAAAACAAGGUUUGGGCAGGAGCCACAGACGUCGCUGAACUGUAUGCUCAGUAAUACGAGCUGUUUCGACGAGAUCACGACAAAGAUCCUUGCCGAACUGCGAGAAGUGCUCUCGGGCGACUCCCUGAAGAAGGUAGAGACACUGGGCCUAAUUGCCCGCGAGUACUACGUGAGUACGCAGCAGCUCUACCUGGAGGAGGUGCGCUCGCGUAAGGAGCUCGAGCAGUCGCUUUUCCGCGUUACCAGGCGGAACAUGAAAUUGGAGCAACAGGAGCUGAAGCGGUCGUCAGGGGUCGUUGAACGCAAGGGUCACCUGGCGGAGAUGCAUGUCAGCGAAAAGAGCCACACGGUGGAUUCGGAAGAUAGCGACAGCUCCGACAGCGCGUACUGUGGUCACGUGGAGGAUGAAUUCUUUGAGUGCGAAGACUUUGCACCACGCACCCAUAGCGAAUCGUUCGAAGAAGAGGGUGUAGUCAAUAACGACGUGCUGCCAUCAUCGGCACCGCGUCAGCAAUCGCCAGACGACGCCAUGAGUGACAGGAACGCCACCGUGGACGCCGCCACCCCGUCGGCCUCGGCCGGUGGGAAGGUACCGAAGGGUGCGGCAAUCAGCCGCCGCACCAGGCUCCCGAGACCGCGUACGGAGCUCAAGGUUAGCAUAUGGUCCAUCCUGAAGGACCUCAUUGGAAAGGACUUGGCGCGCAUCAGCAUGCCGAUAUGUCUCAACGAACCCACCUCAGCGUUGCAGCGUGACUGCGAGGCCUUCGAGUACAGUCACCUGCUCGACACCGCUGCACAGCAAGCCAAGGCCAUUGAUCGCAUGGCGUACGUGACGCUUUUCAGCAUCACGCCGUACGGGUCCGCGGUUGGACGCGCGUACAAACCCUUCAACCCGAUGCUCGGGGAGACCUUCGAGCUGACGCACCGCGGGUUCAAGUUUAUGGCAGAGCAGGUCGGGCACCACCCGCCCAUCUGCGCAUUCCACUGCCACAACGACAACUUCGAGGCCUACGGCAGCACCAACGCCUUGGUGAGGCUGACGGGCAAGUCGGUGGAGGUCAGCAUCAUCGGCCCCUUCCUGGUCAACCUGACGGUGGGAGGCGCGAAGGAGCAAUACUCGCUGCAGCGGUGUUACGUGGUGAUACACAACAUCAUUAUAGGAAAGAUAUGGAUCGAAACUGUGGGUACCGCUAUUUUGCGCAACAUAACCAGUGGCGAGUUUGCGGUGGUCCAGUACCUGCGCAAGGGCUGGUUCGACAAGGACUUCCACAAGGUGCGCGCGCUGGUGUUCGACCGCUACGCCACACCGCACUACCACAUAUCGGGCAAGUGGAGCGAGGUGGUCUACAUGGAGUCCUUGCGGCCGCGGGCUGGCCGGCGCCAUAAGCCGCUGCUGAAGCCUGAUGGACGCCUGGACUACGAUACUUCGUUCUACAAGAAUGAGGAGGACGCCUGGGACGCCUUUGUCAACGAAAUUGACUGGGAAAAGCUCGACAUCAUCCCCGGGACCCGGAAGCAAGUCUGGAGGCCACAUCCGAGGCCGCCGUGCCAUGAGAAUUACUACGGCUUCGGGUACAUGACCAUGGAGCUCAACGAGCUCUCUCCGGACUAUGACCCGAAGCGCGGCGUUUCUAUUCCGCCGACCGACUCGCGGUUCCGCCCGGACAUGCGGGCGUACGAGGCCGGUGACAUGGACUGGGCGGUGCAGGAGAAGCAGCGCCUGGAGGACCGUCAGCGCGAGGCCGCGAAAAAGCGGAUCGACGGCGAGCGCUCCUACAAGCCGCAGUGGUUCAACAAGAAGCUCGACCCGCAGACGCGCGCCGCCAGCUGGGAGUUCACCGGCGAGUACUGGCGCCGGAAGGCGGAAGGCACGGUCGCGGAGGGCGUACCUGAUAUUUUCGCGCGGUGA
Messenger RNA from Babesia ovata, 2478 nucleotides. Its product is annotated as oxysterol-binding protein, putative. Gene Ontology annotation, molecular function: sterol binding. The coding region runs from base 1 to 2478 and encodes 825 amino acids. Gene Ontology annotation, cellular component: membrane; cytosol; intracellular membrane-bounded organelle. NCBI's taxonomy places the organism in Eukaryota, Apicomplexa, Aconoidasida, Piroplasmida, Babesiidae. The transcript has 3 exons. The record is from RefSeq and is a predicted model, not a curated record.